AGUCCAUAACAGGGCUGCAGCUGUCUGAGAGCAACAAUAACAAGCUGUACCAACUAGUUCACCGCGGCUCUGCCGGACCUGACAGCGACCACAACCACCAAGACCCGCACCAUGAAGCGGGCACACUGAGUCCGGGAUCCCAGCGUCCGUCCUCCAGCUUCAGAACCGGGUCAGCUCUGUCCUCUGGUUCUCAGAAAGGCUCGGCCGCAGGGGGGGCAGAGCGGGGCUACAUCUGGGUCAGUGGGCCUGUCGGUGUCUGUGACGGAGUGUUCGAUUCCCCCGCAGUGUCAUCCGCUUUUACACACAUCUGGACCCUGUUCUAGCCCGGGAACAUGCAGGCUAACGGGGCCGGACAGGACCGGGACCGGGACUCCGAGCUGUCCUGUAGAAACGGGGCUCAGAACGGAGAGUCCUCGUCCUCGUCCUCCGCCGGACCAGCUCAUUCCAACGGGCUGCUGUCAGCCUCCAACAACAACAACAACGGGGUCCCGGUCCAGCCCGAGUCCAACAACAGCAGCGGCCCGGCGGAGGCCAGCCCGGGCCUGAAGAAGAAGAAGCGGCUCUCCCAGUCCGAGGAGGACGUGAUCCGGCUCAUAGGACAACAUCUACACGACCUGGGGCUCAAUCAGACGGUGGACCUCCUGAUGCAGGAGUCCGGCUGCAGGCUGGAGCAUCCCUCUGCUACCAAGUUUCGUAACCACGUCAUGGAGGGAGAGUGGGACAAGGUGAGUGCUCUGAUGAUACUGAAAUCAGGUGGAUUCAGCAGCUGUGAAUUCAUUCUCUGUCAUCUGUCUGUUCAGGCUGAGAGUGACCUGAACGAGCUGAAGGCCUUGAUGCAUUCUCCCAGUGCCAUCGUGCGGAUGAAGUUCCUGCUGCUGCAGCAGAAGUACCUGGAGUACCUGGAGGACGGGAAGGUUCUGGAGGCACUGCAGGUCCUUCGAGCUGAGCUCACUCCUCUGAAGUACAACACGGAGCGGAUCCACAUCCUGAGCGGGUACCUGAUGUGCAGCCAUGCAGAGGACCUGAGAGCUAAAGCAGAGUGGGAGGGAAAAGGCACGACGUCCCGAACAAAGCUGCUGGACCGACUGCAGACGUAUCUGCCUCCGUCCGUGAUGCUGCCUCCUCGCCGCCUGCAGACUCUGCUGAAGCAGGCAGUGGAGCUGCAAAGGGACCGCUGUCUGUACCACAAUACCAAGCUGGACGGGGGUCUGGACUCUGUAUCCCUGCUGCUGGACCACGCCUGCAGCCGGAAACAGUUCCCGUGUUACACACAACAGAUCUUGACUGAGCACUGUAACGAGGUCUGGUUCUGUAAGUUCUCCAAUGACGGCACCAAACUGGCGACCGGCUCCAAAGACACCACUGUGAUCGUGUGGCACGUAGACACGGAGACCCAGCAGCUGAAGCUGUUGAAGACUCUGGAGGGACAUGCGUACGGGGUCUCCUACCUGGCGUGGAGUCCUGAUGAUGCGUACCUGAUCGCCUGCGGUCCUGAUGACUGUUCCGAGCUGUGGCUGUGGAACGUUCAGACGGGGGAGCUUCGUACAAAGAUGAGUCAGUCUCAUGAGGACAGUCUGACCAGCGUGGCGUGGAACCCCGAUGGCAAACGCUUCGUCACUGGAGGGCAGAGAGGACAGUUCUACCAGUGUGACCUGGACGGGAACCUGCUGGACUCGUGGGAGGGGGUCCGGGUGCAGUGUCUGUGGUGUCUGAGCGACGGCCGGACCGUCCUGGCUUCAGACACCCACCAACGCAUCCGAGGGUACAACUUUGAGGACCUGACAGACAGAAACAUCGUGCAGGAGGAUCAUCCCAUCAUGUCUUUCACUGUCUCUAAAAACGGACGGUUAGCUCUGCUCAACGUGGCCACUCAGGGAGUUCACCUGUGGGACCUGCAGGACCGGGUGUUGGUGAGGAAGUACCAGGGUGUGACCCAGGGCUUCUACACCAUCCACUCCUGCUUCGGAGGACACAACGAAGACUUCAUCGCCAGUGGAAGUGAAGACCACAAAGUUUACAUCUGGCAUCGGCGCAGUGAGCUGCCCAUCGCCGAGCUGACCGGUCACACCCGAACAGUCAACUGUGUGAGCUGGAACCCCGUCCUGCCCGGACUGCUGGCCAGCGCCUCUGACGACGGGACCGUCCGGAUCUGGGGACCCGCCCCCUUCCUGGACGUCCAGGAUGCAGAAGGACUCAAUGCAGAAUGUUGCAGCAUGGACAGCUGAUGAGCCGUUACCCUGGUGACCCUGAGGAGCAUUGAGACUCUUUAAACACUUGAAACCGUGGGGGAGGCUCUGGUGAUUGGACAGCUGCUUCCUGUCGGGCGGGGCCUUUGGUGCAGGUGAAGCUGUGCUCCACCUCCAGCAACUGACUCACCUCUCCUCCUAUGUGGACCCUCAGCCCACUCCUGGACCCCCACCUUCCCCCCUCACCUUUAUUUAUUAUCAGCUGUUAUUUAUUGAUGAGGAGUUCACUGACCGUGGGAGAUCUGUGUUCUGUCUGAAGAACUGUCCCCCACUCUGAACCUUUGAAGAGAUUUAAACUCCAGGAGCGUGUGAUGGAUGUAACCUUGCUGAGUCUCUGCAGACUCUGACCCUCUUUAGAUGUAGAAUCAGAGUUUAUGAGUUCUCUUUUCUCAAAGAGAGUUUAGUAUUGAUGAGCAUGUUGCACAGACAGGACGACGUGUUGACUACACUCUGUGUGUCUCACGUAGAGUGAUACAUGUUUGGUUGAGUGUACAGCAGCUGAUGUGUGAUAAAUAUGAAGUUUAAAGGAUUACCUGUCGGUCCUCACCUGUGCACACCAUAGUGCAUAUUCCUUCAUAAUGUCACACCUCUAACCCGUCUCUCUGUUUCCUCUCUGCACACCUCCAAGAGACUCUUUGGUUUAGUUGUUACAUGUUCAGACUUUAAUUUAUCACAUUAAUUUAAUUUCUUGUAACAGUGAAGGACUAAACUGAGCCCAGAGAUCACCUCUCAAUAUUUCAAACAUAAGGCCGCUGUUCUUCUGUUUCAUAUCGUCAACAAAUCCCAGUGACAAUCGAAACCAGCAGAAAGUCGCUCUCUGACUCACAGAUCAAAGUUUAAUAUGUUGGAAAUAAAGUCAGAGUGAAGGUUAGGAGUAACUUUCAGAAGUAGUAAAAUAAAAUUAGGUGGUAGAUGUUUCACUUUUCAGCUUUGUCCUCAAAAUGUAAAUUUAAAAUGUUUCCUUUGUUGUUUGUUGUUGAUCCACUGGUGCUACUGAACUCUACAAACACACCUGAAGUGAACGCUAACAUCUAAAGCUCCAGUAAGGAGUUUUUAUGAAAUACUGGAACUAAUAUAAAAGCCUCUUUAUGAUCUGCUCAAGCAAACAAGAACAUUCACACCCAGAUAUUUCUAUACAGUCAUUUCUAAAGCACGACACAGCUGAACCACUGCUCACAUAUCAGUAAAGAGAUUACAGUUAGCGCUUUGUCCAAAGGGGGCACCAGAACCACACAGACCUCCUCACAGGAGCUUUUCUAUUAAACAGGAUAAACAGGGACUACUUUCAGCAGUGGAUGAAUACAUGCGGUUAGAACGUUGGAUUUGUUGACUUUAAGAAACAAAGAGGAUCACCUGAAUGAUCCUUCAUGGUGUCAAACAGAAGCCUAAAGAUGGAGGUCGCCAUGUUGGAAAUGCUGACUCAGCUGACUUCCUGUUGAUCAGGACAAAAAUACUUUUACGGGAUGAUGUUUUAACACCUCCGGUUUGAUAUUAAAACUCAUAACUUAAGGACCAGAGGAGUCGCCCCCUGCUGGAAGUCAGAGGGAGUGCAGGUGGGGGGUUCAUAUCCCGUCUUGCAGUCGAUGGUCAGUAGAUGUUUAACCGCAGGGCUCAGUAACGAUGGUUGGUUUCUGUUACAGGUGAGAACACAUUUGUACACAGGUGUAACAUACAGGUAUUAUGAAUUUGUACAAAGUGUUUCAGAGUAAAUGAACUGUGUUGCCUGACAUCCAGUUUCUGUACAUGUGCUGUAUCUCUCCAUGUUCUGGCAUGUAUGGUGUUCACACGGCGGGCAGGAGGACGCCAGGGUUCAGGGUUCCCACACCUGCUUUUUACAACAAACAGCUUUGUACCAAAACCUCUGACUGCACUGAACAAGAAACACACACACACACAUCUGUCACCUCAGCCUCUCCUCAUAUUGACACUGUUAUGUUUCCUAAACGUCUGCAGGAGUGUCUGUGGGAACCCUGCUCAUCUGCCCGACACCAUCACAGCCGUCACAGACACAUGCCAGUGCUACACACCAAUAGAUGUCCCUCACACACACACACACACACACACACACACACACACACACACACACACACACACACACACACACACACACACACACACACACACACACACACACACACACACACACACACACACACACACACACACACACACACACUGAUGUCACAGCUGUGGUGUUUCUAGUUUCUGCUUCUGUGAUUUCCUUUAGUUUGAGUGUUUCCGGCUUCUUCUUCUUCUUCUUCUUCUUCUCUUCUUUUCUUCUCGCUGUAAGGAGCCAAAGUAGGAACUCUCGUUUGCUUGCAGGCGGUUUCUGCCACAAACCGUUUUAUAUUUUAAAUGUUAUUAAACCAGUGAUUGUACUGUUCUGUAUCGUUAUGUAGGACAAGUGUUAUGUAUGCAUAUUUUAAAUAAAGCAUUCAGGGGUUUAAAGUGUC
Messenger RNA from Notolabrus celidotus (New Zealand spotty), 4699 nucleotides. RefSeq names its product WD repeat domain 26a (gene wdr26a). Gene Ontology annotation, biological process: proteasome-mediated ubiquitin-dependent protein catabolic process. Gene Ontology annotation, cellular component: GID complex. The transcript is spliced from 13 exons. The record is from RefSeq and is a predicted model, not a curated record. Bases 333 to 2225 code for a protein of 630 amino acids. Gene Ontology annotation, molecular function: protein binding. Lineage: Eukaryota; Metazoa; Chordata; Actinopteri; Labriformes; Labridae.